AUGAUCCAAGUACGCCUAAACAGCUUCUACCAUCCAUCACAACGCCACUGUACUCUAGUACAUCAAAAUUCCAACGCAGCGGCUGUGUCAAACGAACAGGCCCGUGGCGGCCAGCCGACGCUGCAGCUCCAGGGCGCAGACCAACCGGUGAAGAAUGCGUUUUGGCUUCGGAAGAUUGCCGCCAACGGGCGACCUGUUGAGCACCAGCACCCCACCCUGAUCGAUCGAGCCCGCGGACUUCGCUACUGCUCUGACAUAGAAGCGUUCUGGAAUGGGUUAAGCUCUGGAGGGAAUCUGAUUUGA
Messenger RNA from Aspergillus tanneri, 303 nucleotides. RefSeq lists its product as uncharacterized. The record is from RefSeq and is a predicted model, not a curated record. The coding region runs from base 1 to 303 and encodes 100 amino acids. The transcript is spliced from 2 exons. NCBI's taxonomy places the organism in Eukaryota, Fungi, Ascomycota, Eurotiomycetes, Eurotiales, Aspergillaceae.